Messenger RNA from Phoenix dactylifera (date palm), 1557 nucleotides. RefSeq lists its product as uncharacterized. The record is from RefSeq and is a predicted model, not a curated record. NCBI's taxonomy places the organism in Eukaryota, Viridiplantae, Streptophyta, Magnoliopsida, Arecales, Arecaceae.
AACGGUCAAAAUAAUUCAAAAGGGAGCCUAGGCACAGCUGUCCCGCGAGGGAUGUCCCGAGCCAAACCUUAAGCUCAGUCCCUAACACCACCCAAACCAGGUCUCUAACCCAUCAUAUGUCGACAAGUGUCAUCGUGACUGCUUCAUCUGCUUGGUUUCCUUCUCAUGUCAUGGCUGUGCACUCUCCAUCUUUUCUUCUUGCUUUUUGCUAAAGUUUUCUUCGUGCCCACCCCAAGCUUUCGAGCCCUAUUAACUCCUGCUUUAGUCUACUCAUCACUCACAUGAGCUGAAGUUGCACACCACCUUCAUUCCCACUCUCUAUAAAUAUCCAUCAAUCCCCGCGGGACAACCUCCAUGCCAAAACAACCACCUCCUCUCGUAUCUCUCUGGUUUGCAUUAACCUGUCAUCACCCCUCUUUCGCCUUGCAUGCCAAAACCAUCUCUCUUCCUAUUUCACACUAAACGAGCAAACCACUAUCACUGUCGCUAGCUACAUUUGGUCAGCAAUACAAAGAUAUCCUCUCCUUUCUGCAUAAAUUCAGCAACUCGCUUUCUUGUCCUCCUAUAAAUACCACCGCUACUAUUAGAGCCUCUUUUCUUCAUCCAUAACUUUGCCAUCUCUCUGCCCUCUCCAAUCCGCAAAUUUCUUGCCUGAACACUUGAAUUCUGAACUUCUGGUUGGCAUUACUUAUUCCUUCGUCUCUCUCUUCCUCUGUGCAUCUUCUCCAACCUCGGUGCUGCAAGGAUGAAGAACAAGGCUUCCACCUUCCUGAAGCAGGUGAUCUCUGUUAUUGUCUCCAUGGUGAAGGCCAAGUCAUUGGCGGUGAAGAGCAAAACCAGUGCUAUGAAAAGCCGGCUCCUUGUCUUUGGGCUCCUUCGGCACAAGAAACUCUUAAUGAGUGCAAUCAACCACAAGAUCCAUGCACUUAGGGGACAGGAGAAAGGUGGUGAAAGUCUCAGCAGCAACCCUGAGGACUGCAGCAAGGCAAUAGUGCUUUAUAUUGCAGAACAGAACGAGGCCCUGCCAAGCUCCACACGCACCGAGUCGGUCGACUGUGAAGAUGACGAUUUUUACCCGGACCUCACACACUCGCUAUUUGAAGACGAGGACGACGAUGAUGAUGGACUCGGUGACGCCGCUGGAUCGGUAAUCGAUCUGGUUAGGAACUCCAAGGACGAUGGUAAGGAAUUCAGCCUCGAGGACGAGAUCGACCAUGUAGCUGACGUCUUCAUAAAGAGGUUCCAUAGGCAGAUGAGGAUGCAGAAGCUGGAGUCCUUCAAGAGGUAUCAAGAGAUGUUGGAAAGGAGCGCGUAGGAGAAGGAAGGUAAAAGAGUCCUUUUGUUUCUCCAAGUAGGCCUUAGAGAUCUGACCCAGAGACUGAACAAAGGAAGGAAACUGUGGGGCCAGGAGGGUAUAAUCAGCUCGCUUGGUGGUUAAUCUCUAGGAUGUCUCAGCUUUUAAGCACUCCUCCGCUGGAGCUAUGUUUAGUCGUAGAACUCUUGCUGUUUCACGUAGAAAAAAACGCCUGCUUCCAUGUAAUCGUCAAAAAAAAAAAA